This is a messenger RNA of Closterium sp. NIES-67, 813 nucleotides long. The record is from the annotation of a GenBank genome assembly. Lineage: Eukaryota; Viridiplantae; Streptophyta; Zygnematophyceae; Desmidiales; Closteriaceae.
CCCACCGAUCUUGUCGCGGAAACAGCGUGCAUGCCACGUCAUUCGUGCUGUCCGCCACACCGAGCCAGUUCACAAAACCAACCUAGCCCUGCAAUCGUGCCCCACUACUUACGGGCGCCAUUACAAUCUGGACGUCCAGCGCGUGUCCAUCUGCUCCCAUACUCGCGCGGUUGGACUCAGGCUCGCCUUUCCUCCGUGCUGCGGUAGUGCGUGUCCGUGUGUGUCCGUGUGUGCGGGUCGAGCAUGGCGCACGUGGGGCGGAUCGCACGGCACGGCGUGCAGGCCGUGACGAGGGGCCGACUGCGAUUUUCCACAGAGGCGGCGAAAACCGCGUCACGGGAGAAACUGCUGGUGGAGGACGACGCGGCGCUGCACAAGUACAGCCCGCAGAAGGCCGCCAUGGCCACCUGCAACACCGUCGGCAACGCCGCCACCGCACUGGUGCUCGCAGCGGCAGCAGUGGACCUGUCGUAUCGCGUGUUGAACAAGGACAAGUGAGGGGGGCAGCUGCCGCACAUGGGGCCUCGUCACACGGGGAACAGGGGUGGUGGAUGAGGUACUAGAAAGGAAACGCGUCGCCAUUUUUCUCACGAGCCACCUUCAAAGUCAGCAUCUUCGUGGCACUGCUUGCUGGACUCUCGUAGGGAAGAAGUUCUUGAUAGGGGAGGUAGUGUGAGCUUUCCGCUCGUACCACGCAGUUCAGCGCUCUUCACGCGCAUUCUUUUGCGCUAUCUUUCCCAUGUGUUGACUUGAUAGUACAUGCACGUGUUGGAGUCAGAAGCUGUACAUUUAUCAGUCGCACGGAUAACGCGC